AUGUUCAGUGGCGUCUACAGCGCCGCAGUUUGUUGUCCAGGAGUGAUGGGGGCGUACGAACCACGGAUCGAAGCCACAUUCCCUUCCAAGAUCAUCGCCGUUCAGGGACACAGUCUCAGGCUCGAGUGCUUUGCUCUGGGAAACCCCGUGCCGCGGCUGUCGUGGUCGCGAUCCGGCGGGGAGCUGCCGCCGUCGGCGCGUCUCUCCGAGUCGGGCUCCCUGCUGGAGAUCCCCGCGGUGCGCGAGUCGGACGGAGGCACCUACACCUGCUCGGCACGCAACGCCGCCGGGGGCAACGCAGUCAACGGCACCGUCACGGUGCGCGCUGCCCCGCGCUGGCUGCUGCCGUUGCGCGACGCGGAGCGCGGAGUGCACGAGGCGCUGCGCUGGCCGUGUCGAGCCAGCGGCUCCCCGGCUCCAUCCUACGCCUGGCUCAAGGACGGCUCCCCCCUCGCCACCAGCACCACCACCAGCAGCAGCAUCAGUAGCAGCAGCAGCACCAGCAGCAUCAGUAGUAGCAGCAGCAGCAGUAGCAGCACCAGCAGCAGCAGUAGCAGCAGCAGCGUGCAAGGCCGCGUGCGCGUCGCGUCCCACGCGUCCGGCGACCUGCUCGUGUCCCCGCUGCUGCUGUCCGACGCCGCCAUGUACCAGUGCGUGGCCUCCAACAGCUUCGGCAGCGUCACCUCGGCCGCACGGCUCCGCGUCUCAGGCUCCGUGCCGGACUUCACGGGCCACGAGUUGCCCGCGGAGACGGUGGCCGUCAGCGGAGGCCGGGCCAUCAUCCCGUGCCACCCCAGCGCGUGGCCUGCCCCCCGCGUCACCUGGAGCGGCCCAAACGGCACCAUCGGCCCCGACUCCUCCGCCAGGCUCCGCGUGCUCGAGGACGGGAGCCUGAUGUUCGCGUCCGUGGCGAGCGGAGACGCGGGCAGCUAUUCCUGCACGGCGCACAACGUGCUGGGACAGGCGCAGAGCGCUGGGACACUCACCGUGAAAGAGGCGACCCGCAUCACGGCUGCCCCCAGCGGGGGGCUGGUGGCGUUCGGCCACCGGGCGGUGUUGUCGUGCCGCGCCUCCCACGACCCCUCGCUCCGCGUCGCCUUCCUGUGGAGCCGCGGCGAACACCACCUCGGAGGCAGCGGCAGGAGGGAGCAGUUCACGCACGCGGGCAUGGGGAGCUCCGCGUCCGAUCUGGUGCUGAAGCCGGUGAGCCCCGCCGACUCGGGGCCCUACGCCUGCACGGCGCGCACAGACGUGGACAGUGCCACGGCCUCCACGUGGCUCAACGUCACCGGCCCUCCGGACCCGCCGCGGUCCGUGGUGGCGACAGACGUGACCACCACCUCGGUCUCCCUGUCUUGGGUCCCCGGCUUUGACAACUACAGCCCCGUGACGGCCCACAGGGUGGAGAGCCGCUGCGGCCACUGCGGCCGCUGGGCGACCGCCACGACCGAGCCGGCGAUCAUCGCGGCCGACAGGAACGGUGCCCGGGUCACGGGGCUGACCCCUUGGACGGAGGCGGAGUUCCGCGUGGUCUCCAGCAACGCACACGGGGACGGCGCGCCCAGCGCCUCCUCGGGGUUCCUCCACACCCUCCCCACCGCUCCCGUGGUCAUCCCCGAGGGGCUGUCUGGGGGAGGAGGAAGUCAUCCGGAACUCGUCAUCACCUGGAAGCCCGUGGAGCGCCGCCUGCACUUCGGGCCCAGCCUGGGCUACGUUGUUGCGUUCCGUGAGAACGCCACCGCGACCCUCUGGCGCCACGUGACGGUCCCCGCGUGGAACGCGUCGCGCUACUCGCACCGCCGCUCCGACGGUGACGCAGCGCGGCCCUUCACGGCCUUCCUCGUGCGGAUCCGGGCCUUCAACGGCGCCGGCGAGGGCCCAUUCGGCAACGCCACGCUGGUGCACUCGGCCGAGAGAGCACCCAUCGUGGCACCUGUGGGCGUGCGCGCGAGGGCCCUGUCGUCAUCGGAGGUGGACAUCGCCUGGCAACCGCUUCCAGCCGCCCUGAUCAGCGAACAGCGCAUCCACGGCUAUGAGGUGGCGUACCGGCGAAGCGUGGACGCGCCGGAGGGCGCCAUAGCCCGGCUGAGGACGCCGGGCGGUGCCAAGGCCCACGUCCGCCUGCUGGGCCUUCGCGAGCACACGGAGUACGAGGUGACGGUCCAGGCCUUCAACAGCGCCGGGACGGGGCCUUCCGGCGCGGCGAGCCUGGUCACAACUAGGAAAGCACCUCCGAGCAAGCCGCCCAGAAUCACCCAGUGGCGGACGGACGGCGUGCACGUGACCCUCAGCUGGGAGCACGUCGCCCCUCUCGACAACGAGUCCGCCGUCACCGGCUACAAGGUUCGAUACCGCUCGCUGGGACAGGCGGGCGCCCGCGAGCUGCUCACCAACGAGACGCGGGUGGAGAUCCCCUUGCCGGUCGGGGGUCGUGGCGGUGGUGGUGGUGGUGGCGGUGGUGGUGGUGGUGGCACGGCGCUCGUGGUGGAGGUGCGAGCCUGCAGCGCCGAGGGCGAGGGGAGUGCCAGCACGCAAGUGCGGGUGCCGCACAGGGCGAGCUCCGGGAUGAAGCUGGGAGGAUCGUUCAGCUCGGCGGGGGUCACCACGAUGUCUGCGAGUCCGUGGGGCCUCACACUCAUCCACGUCGCGCUCGCAUCUCUCUUAGCGCGAGAGCCGUUCUCCUAG
Messenger RNA from Lethenteron reissneri (Far Eastern brook lamprey), 2685 nucleotides. RefSeq names its product contactin-4-like. Gene Ontology annotation, cellular component: plasma membrane; axon. The record is from RefSeq and is a predicted model, not a curated record. NCBI's taxonomy places the organism in Eukaryota, Metazoa, Chordata, Hyperoartia, Petromyzontiformes, Petromyzontidae. Gene Ontology annotation, biological process: brain development; cell-cell adhesion; axon guidance. Gene Ontology annotation, molecular function: cell-cell adhesion mediator activity.